Messenger RNA from Eupeodes corollae, 1086 nucleotides. It is a transcript of the gene Prosalpha3, whose product is annotated as proteasome subunit alpha type-4. The coding region runs from base 155 to 940 and encodes 261 amino acids. The transcript is spliced from 4 exons. NCBI's taxonomy places the organism in Eukaryota, Metazoa, Arthropoda, Insecta, Diptera, Syrphidae. Gene Ontology annotation, cellular component: proteasome core complex; proteasome core complex, alpha-subunit complex; nucleus. Gene Ontology annotation, biological process: ubiquitin-dependent protein catabolic process. The record is from RefSeq and is a predicted model, not a curated record.
AUAAAUCAAAAUUUAUGUUUGACAAACAAACUGACAGGAGUGACAAUUGAAUUUGUAAAAUUCGUGUUUGCAAAAGACUUGCAAAUUUUCUACAAAAUUGUUUAAAUUAACACGGAUUUUAUUUUUUUAAAUAUCAAUUCAAUAGAUUAUUAAAAUGGCUCGGCGUUAUGAUUCCCGUACUACCAUCUUCUCACCAGAAGGACGUCUCUAUCAAGUAGAGUAUGCCAUGGAAGCUAUCUCUCAUGCUGGUACAUGUCUUGGUAUCUUAGCUGAAGAUGGUAUCCUUUUGGCUGCAGAACGUCGCAACACCAAUAGGCUACUGGACAGCGCUAUCUUUUCGGAAAAAAUCUACAAGCUUAAUAAUGAUAUGGCAUGUUCGGUUGCUGGCAUUACUUCUGACGCAAACGUCCUCACAAAUGAGUUGAGAGUGAUUGCUCAGCGCUACCAGUACAAUUAUGGAGAGUCGAUGCCAUGCGAGCAGCUGGUCUCCUACUUGUGCGACAUCAAACAGGCAUACACCCAGUACGGUGGCAAGCGACCAUUCGGAGUGUCUAUCCUCUACAUGGGUUGGGACAAACACUACGGCUACCAACUAUACCAGUCCGACCCCAGUGGCAACUACGGUGGCUGGAAGGCAACUUGCAUUGGCAACAACUUUGGAGCUGCUGUGUCAAUGUUAAAGCAAGAAAUCAGCGAAACCGAAAAAAUUACACUUUCCGGUGCACAGGAUCUUGCUGUUAAGGUGCUGAGCAAAACCCUUGACACCAACAAGUUGACAUCGGACAAAGUUGAGAUGGCCACUCUGCAGCGAGUGAAUGGGAAGACUGUAAUUAAGAUUCUCACAACAGCCGAGGUGGAAGUUCUAAUUAAGAAAUACCAGAAACUUGAGGCGGAACAAGAAGCAGCAAAGAAAGAAAAACAAGCUGCCCAAAAAUCUUAAGAAAUGACACACGUUUUUUUUAAAGUCUGUAAAGGGAUGAAGGGUGAAUUUCCAUUGAACGUAUAAUUGUUUAAAUAAUUAUUUUGUAAAGCUUUGAUAUAGUUUUCAAGCGCAUUUGAAUAAAAAUAAAAUUAAUCAAAAAUCAA